Anopheles nili is the source of this 1473-nucleotide messenger RNA. RefSeq names its product dolichyl-diphosphooligosaccharide--protein glycosyltransferase 48 kDa subunit (gene Ost48). Lineage: Eukaryota; Metazoa; Arthropoda; Insecta; Diptera; Culicidae. Gene Ontology annotation, cellular component: endoplasmic reticulum membrane; oligosaccharyltransferase complex. The record is from RefSeq and is a predicted model, not a curated record. Bases 1 to 1371 code for a protein of 456 amino acids. The transcript has a single exon.
AUGUCGGUAAAUCGUGCGUGCAUCGGCUUUGUGGCCCUUUUUCUGCUUACCCUGCUCGCUUACACCCCCUCGGCGGCGGUGGCCGAGCCAGGAGAAACACUGGUCCUGCUGGACAACCUGGCCAUCCGGGAAACACAUUCCAUCUUCUUCAAAUCACUCCAGGAGCGGGGCUACAAGCUCACCUUCAAGCUAGCCGACGAUGCCAAUCUCGUCCUCUCGAAGUACGGCGAAUUCCUCUACCAGCAUCUGAUCCUGUUUUCGCCCUCCGUCGAGGAGUUCGGGGGCUUGAUCAACGUGGAAGCCAUCACGGAAUUCAUCGACAACGGUGGCAAUGUGCUGGUGGCCGGCAGCACCUCAUCCGGAGAUGCGCUGCGUGAGCUCGCGUCCGAGUGCGGGUUUGAGGUGGACGAGGAGAAGGCAGCUGUCAUCGACCACCUAAACUAUGACGUGUCCGAUACCGGCGACCACACCACGAUUGUGGCCUCACCCGAAAACCUGAUCGAUUCGAGCAUCAUCGUUGGAAGCCGAUCGGCGGUGGCACCGUUGCUGUACCGUGGCACUGGACUGCUGGCGGAUCGUGAAAAUCCACUUGUCUUACAGCUUCUGACGGCCGAGAGCACCGCGUACAGUUACGUACCGGAUGCCCCCAUCAAGGAGUAUCCGCACGCCGUCGGAAAAGGCACGUUGCUGAUCGCAGCCCUGCAGGCACGCAACAACGCACGUGUCGUCUUCUCCGGCUCGCUGUAUUUCUUUUCCGAUGAAGCGUUCCUUUCACCGGUACAACGGGCGCAGGAUGGCAAGCAGUACCCGCGAUCUGGCAACCAGGACGUCGCAAUGGCCGUCAGCAAGUGGGUGUUUGGCGAAAACGGCGUGAUCCGUGUGCGCUCGGUUACACACCACAAGGAGGGAGAAUCUCAGCCCCCGUCCGCGUACACCGUGACCGAUCCGGUCGUGUACACGAUCGAGAUCGAAACUCGGGCCGGUGAUGGCAAAUGGAAGGCGUUCGAGGCAACCGAUGUGCAGCUGGAGUUCGUCCGAAUCGAUCCGUUCGUACGGACGACCCUGGCCAUGGUGGGAGGAGGCCGGUAUGAGGCGCGUUUCCGCAUCCCGGAUGUGUAUGGAGUGUACCAGUUUAAGGUGAAUUACGAUCGGAUCGGCUACACGCACCUCUACUCGACGACACAGGUAUCCGUCCGGCCACUUACGCACACACAGUACGAGCGGUUCAUCCCCAGCGCCUACCCGUACUAUGCCAGCGCCUUCUCGAUGGUGGUCGGCAUGUUCGUGUUCUCGUUCCUGUUCCUGCACUUCAAGGACGAUGGCACCAAGCCGAGCCGCUCGGUUACGGGAACCGAAAAGAAGUCUCAAUAAACCAGAGAUAGCGAGUUGAAGUAACCGAACAACCGAUAGGGUGGUGGCAAAAGAAAAAACACCACAUAAACCACUGUAAACCGCAAAACGGUCGCAUAAUAA